Molecule: messenger RNA, 1146 nt
Organism: Lycium ferocissimum
Lineage: Eukaryota; Viridiplantae; Streptophyta; Magnoliopsida; Solanales; Solanaceae
Exons: 3
Coding region: 1-1146 (381 amino acids)
Biological process (GO): DNA integration
Molecular function (GO): nucleic acid binding; RNA-DNA hybrid ribonuclease activity
Source: RefSeq, a predicted model, not a curated record
AUGACAAUUGAGGGCGAAGAAAAUGAAGAUGAAUCAGGUUGGAAAGUAUACUUUGAUGGAGCGGUCAAUUUUAAAGAAUCAGGAAUCGGAGCCAUCUUGGUUUCAUACUCAGGCCAAUAUUAUCCAGUGGCUGCCAAGUUGAACUUUAGUUGUACCAACAAUAUGACUAAAUACGAAGCUUGCAUCAUGGGUCUUCGUCUUGCUCUCGACAUGGAUGUUCGAGAAGAAUGGGCCACCAAGAAUGAAAAGAUCAUACCAUAUGUUGGACUUGUGCAAAGAAUGACGGAUCAUUUCCAAGAAGUCAAGUUCAAACAUAGACCAAGAACCCAGAACGAGUUUGCUGAUGCAUUGGUGACAAUACCAUCCAUGAUUCAGCAUCCUGACAGUAGGUACAUUGAUCCAGUCAAAAUUGAAAUCAAAGAUCAACCAGCCCAUUGUGCUUUUGUAGAAGCAGAGAUCGAUGGGAAACCCUGGACCCCAGACUUGGGUUUGGCCAGAUGUGUGGACUCUAUCGAAGCCACAAGAUUGAUUGAAGAAGUAAUCUUUUUGGAACUGCCCUGUUCACAUGAAUGGGUUCGUGCUAGCGAAGAAAAUCUUAAAACGAGGUUAUUGCGGAUGACCAUGGAGAACGAUUGUAGCAAAUUCGUCCAGAAAUGCCACAAGUGUCAAAUUCAUAGAGACUUGAUAAAGGUCCCUCCGACGAAACUAAAUGCUAUAACGUCACCUUGGUCAUUCGCCUCUUGGGGCAUGGAUGUCAUAGGACCAAUUGAGCCAGCUGCGUCAAACAAACACCGCUUCAUUAUGGUAGCCAUAAACUACUUCACCAAGUGGGUGGAAACAGCAUCUUAUGCAUCAGUAACAAAGAAAGUAGUCGCAAAUUUUGUGCGCAACAACAUCAUAUGCCGAUUUGGCAUCCCAGAAUUAAUCAUAACAGACAAUGGGGCUAAUCUGAACAGCCACCUGAUGAAAGAGAUAUGUGCUCAAUUCCAAAUCACUCAUCGGAAUUCAACUGCAUACCGACCACAAAUGAAUGGAGCUGUAGAAGCCGCCAACAAAAACAUCAAGAAGAUCCUAAGAAAGAUGAUUGAUAACUACAAAGACUGGCAUGAGCAAUUUCCUAUGCAUUUUCUUGGGAUAACUCUUUGA